UGACAUUUGUAAUGAGAUUGACAUUUGACGUGACUCUUUCAAUCCCUUUUCUUUUUGUAGGUUACGUUGAGUGAGUAACCUACGCCCGUGAUUUGGGAUUUUUAUAAAAAUGGCGUUCGUGAAAGUGGUUAAAAACAAGCAGUACUUUAAGAGGUACCAAGUCAAAUUCAAGAGGCGUCGCGAGGGAAAGACUGACUACUAUGCACGUAAACGCCUUAUUGUACAGGACAAAAACAAGUACAAUACGCCCAAAUAUCGUCUGAUUGUACGUCUUUCCAACAAGGAUGUUACAUGCCAGGUCUCAUACUCAAGAAUUGAGGGAGACCACAUUGUAUGCGCAGCAUACUCACAUGAAUUACCUAACUAUGGUAUCAAGGUCGGCUUAACCAACUACGCAGCUGCUUACUGCACUGGACUGCUGCUGGCCAGACGUCUCCUGCAGAAGUUUGGUCUGGACUCCCUCUACACUGGUGCCACCGAGGUUACUGGUGACGAGUACAACGUAGAGCCAGUAGACAAUGGCCCAGGUGCCUUUAGAGCAUACCUUGAUGUGGGUCUUGCAAGAACCACAACUGGUGCCCGUGUUUUCGGAGCCAUGAAGGGUGCCGUCGAUGGUGGCCUUAACGUACCUCAUUCCAUCAAAAGAUUCCCUGGCUAUGAUGCCGAGGCAAAGAAAUUCAAUGCUGAAGUUCAUAGAGCACACAUUUUCGGCCUACAUGUUGCUGAAUACAUGAGAAACCUAGAACAAGAGGAUGAGGACUCAUUCAAAAGACAGUUUGGAAAAUACAUCAAGUGUGGAAUCACAGCUGAUGCGAUCGAGGGUCUAUACAAAAAGGCUCAUGAAUCUAUCCGUGCAAACCCUGCCCAUAAGAAGAAGGAUGGCAAGAAGGACCCUGCCAAGCAGAAACGCUGGAACAAGCGCAAGCUGACCCUUGCAGAGAGGAAGAACAGGAUAAAGCAGAAGAAGGAGUCCUUCCUCAAGCGAUUGCAAGCGCAGGCCGAGGCGUAAAUGAUUGCCUGAAUAAAACCAGCGUUGCAUCUGUA
This is a messenger RNA of Aricia agestis (brown argus), 1044 nucleotides long. It is a transcript of the gene RpL5, whose product is annotated as 60S ribosomal protein L5. The coding region runs from base 110 to 1009 and encodes 299 amino acids. Gene Ontology annotation, biological process: translation; ribosomal large subunit assembly. Lineage: Eukaryota; Metazoa; Arthropoda; Insecta; Lepidoptera; Lycaenidae. Gene Ontology annotation, molecular function: 5S rRNA binding; structural constituent of ribosome. Gene Ontology annotation, cellular component: cytosolic large ribosomal subunit; ribosome. The transcript has 7 exons. The record is from RefSeq and is a predicted model, not a curated record.